AUGGCCGAGUCAAUAAGUGAAGUAUCCAGUAGUCAAGAAAUUCUAGACAUGGGUGAUGAAGGAAAGAAAAAAUCCAAAUUUCGAGUCUUCAAGAAUUUUUUUGGUAAGAAGAAGAAAAAAAGUUCUGAUGACACUCAAGGAGGGAAAGCGCUAAAGCCAAGCUUAUCCAGUAGCAACAUUAUGACUUCACUGAAGCCAAUUCAGGAAAGUCAACAAAUUGAACUUAGGUCUAGGAGCAGCAUGGGGAACAAAGCCUUAUCCCACGAUAGCAUCUUCAUGUUGGAUCCGGAAUCUGAAAGACCAACGAAGCAAUGCUCCCCAGUGGAAGUCCAGAGAGGCAGACCUCUGGAGAAAUCUCUUGUUUCCAGAACUCUGCCUACAGAUGGGAUGGUUAAUAUCAUGGGGACAGAAGUUGUAUUCAGUCCAUUAGCCAUAAAGGAGAGAGAAGGAAACACUGAACUAGUCACCAAAUGUGUUGAUCCUUGGCUGGAGAGCAGGAUCUAUAGUCAGCAGAUUGUUGCUCUCUUGUGCUACAGAAGGAAAAGUAACAUCUGGGAAGUUUUCAGUCUUCAGGUCUCACCACAGCACCCACGUAACACCACUUUCAGCCCAGCUCGUAUCCAAUCUGGCACGACUAGGAAAUUGGAAGAAACCCUCAUCGAUAAUGACGUGUCUAAGAACCUACAAAAGAAGCAGUUUUCAAACAAGAUUUCACUAAAGAAGAGCCUUGCUGAACUAUCACCUGAGUCUGCGCACUUACAGUCUGCCAUGUGUUCCUGUCCGAGCAACGCCUACCAGCAGGCGGAUUUCAGCAUCCCAGCCACCAACGAAAGUUGUUUGGAUUCUUCUGCUGCUAGACACAAAAUGGCUUUAAAUCCUCGAAAACAAAAGAAGAAGAUUAUUUUAAUUCAAAAACCCAAGCAGGAAGAGCCCAUCCCUUCAUUGGUUUCUGAAGAAGAAAAAAACCCAACCAGAACAAGAGAAGCUGUCCAAAAGAAGGUGAAGAAAAGCAAUGCAGGUCUCUCCACCAGGGACCAAAACAAAACUGAUAUGUGUGAUCAGAAGACAACAGACCAGGCUCCAAAUAUUGUUGUUGCUGGGAACCAAGUCCACUCAAUGUCAAUAGCAGUUGGGAAAAAAUGCCGAAGGAAACUAACACUGGAAUAUGGAUUCCGAAGAGACAGACUGCCCAAUCCACUGCAUGAUCUAGGCAAUAUAACUGAGUUCUCACCUUCCAAUAAGAAUGACAAGGAGGGCCUGUUAUGGCUCCAGCCUUUGGAGAAGCAAGGCAUGGAGGUGCGUUCCAAUAAAGGGGAUUUAGAAAAGGGAAAUGCUAAAGCAAGUUUUGAAGCCAAAAGAGCAUCUGAACCCCAACUUACAUCAGGAGACCCUGAGUUCACGAGCGGUGAUGUAUCACGACACCAUAAAGAUGAAGCUGCUGGAGCCAAGAAGAAAGAAGUCAACAGUUCCCUUUUGCCAUUGGCAGAAAGGCUCCCUACAACCCAAGAAGAGAACAUGCUAUCAAGAGCAGCAGAUGCUCAGCUGCUCAUGAGCCCUUCAGAUCAAUCAGAAGAGCAAAAUGCUUCGAGCUCAAAUGCUCAAUGCAAAAUGGAGCAGGCCCAGAGUGUCCCAACUAUCUGCAAAGAAAAGUCUUGUGGAAAUGUUGUCCAGGUGUUCACAGGGAAUGUUCCCAGUAUGACAAGCCCUAGCCCCGAAGGAGACAUUUCUACAGACAGGCUGCCUCCUAGAAGCCUUCCUCAGCCUUUGGAGGCCACGAGAGUUGAAAAAGACUCAACAACUCUGAAGAGUAAUUCAGAGGAGAACAGUUCUGAGGAAAAGCAGACUCCUGACCACCAUAUCCAAUCCUCGUGGAAACAUAAAGGAGACCCGAAGGUCUUCUCCAAAUCAGAAAAUGCCAGUAAAGAAUUGAGCAAUCUCGAGAAGAAAGGAACUCCUGGCUAUUCUUCCCAGUUCAUGAGAAAGCCUCAAGAUGAAGCCAUCUUCCUGGAUUCAAAUAGUUAUGUGGAAAAAUAUAACAGUGCUGAUGAUAUGAGCAGCUCUGAGGAAGACCUGUCUCUCCAACAAGCUGAUAGGACCUUGAAGAAGCCCAAAGAAGCAGAUGCAUCCUCAGUUUCGAUGAAAAUUCCUACAGAAGAGUGCAAUGUGUCAGUCAAGCAGAUUCCUCCCAGCCACCCAGCCCAGCCCAUUACACAGAAUCCUAUUCAGCAGACAGAGCCUGUGGAGAAAAUCCCUCCCAGCCAUUCUUUCCAGUCAGAUCUAGAGAAGGUUGCAGUCGAAUGGAGCAUUAUUAUGGAGAAGCCAAUGGCUCAUAAAGCGCCUCCCAAGCGUCCAAGGAAAAAACUUGAGCAAAGAAUCUCAACUCCAGAAAUUACAAGUCAGAGAGAAGUGGUCCCUGUUCCCAUUUCACCUCCCGUAGCCAAACCCAUAGCCACGCAAGAAGUCUCUGUGCAUGUGCAGAGCACUAUCAUUGAGGGGAAUGUUUCCAUGGAGUCUCCCAAAGGGCCUCCCCAACCCUUGGCAAAACCACUAGUCAAGAAAGAAAUCCUUUUGGGUGCAGAGGGCGGUAGAAUUGAGAGGAGAGUUUCUAUGGAGUCACUGCUUCCUAAAUCUUCCUCGAUGCAUCCAUUCAACCAGCAACAAAUGACUGUAACUUCCAGAAGCGUAUCUGCAGAAGGCUGCAUUGCGUUGGAUCCGAGGCCUCCUGGGAAUUCUUUCCAAUCGUGGCUGAACUCUCCAAUGGAACGACAAGUCUCUUUGUUUCCAGAAAGCAAGGCUGUUGAAAGGGGCAUUUCUACCGAGUCACUGCCUGCUAAAAUUCUUCCCAAGCCCCCCCAAAAGUCUAAAUUUCAUACAAGUAUGAUGAUGAGUUCAGAGACUGUUGCAGCUGAGAAGGCCAUCUCUGGGGACCAUUCCAAGUCCUCUUCCCAGAUCUUGCCAAGUCCUGCAGGCCAGCAAAUCUCCUCUGCACACAGCAACACUGCAGAAGAGCCCAUUUUGACAAAGCCACUGCCAGCCAGAUUCCCGCCUGAGUCUUCUGGGAGGCCUCACGUCCAAUCACAGAUGAUCCAAGACACCGGGAGUACUUCUGCCCAGUGGACCAAUCAUAUGGAGCUAAAGCCGGCUAAUCAUACUCUCCAAGCCCGGAUAAACCGUAAAUUCAAGCAACACAUCUCUCUCUGUCCAGAGAAUGCUGAGGAGGAGGGGAGCAUUAUGAUGGAGACCACGGCCUCUAGACACCAUUCCCGACCACAGUUGUUUUCUCCAAUUCAGCAAGUGUCCGAAGGUCUAGAGAAUACUGCUACUGAGCUGGAAAAUUCAAUGGGCUCCCCAUCACCUCAAAUGCCUGCUCAUUCUGUGAUGAGAUUAGCCAUCAAUCCACCUGUCUCCUUGGGACCAGUGAGCAAUUCUGCCCAAUGCAGCAGUUUGGUGGAAUCCAAGCCACUGAAACCUCCUUUACAGCCUGGGAUGAAUGAAGCAUUCAAGCAACAGCUCUCUGCGUGUCUGGAGAACACUGCCACCCAGAGAAGCAUUUCUACAGAGUUGAGGCCUCGCCGGCAUCAUUCUCAGCCCCCAGUGAGACCCAAGAUUAAGCCAGACAUGUCCUCAAGUUUGAUGUCUGCAGAAUGGAGCGGCCCUGUGAGACCCAUGUCUCCCAGAUAUGUUUACCAGUCAUGCAUGAGUCCUAAAUCGGAGCAUCAAGUCGCCCCUGAUGCGAAGGCUCUUGUCAGGAUGCACAGCCUUUCUAAGGAGCUAGGGUUUCCCAGACAGCAUUCUCCAUCUGUUGGGACACAGGAUGCUCCCAAAGUCACGUCUGCUUUGGAGAAUCUCGAGGAAUUCCUCAAUGGCAAGCCAGCCCCUCUCAAACAUUCCCCUCCAUUCUCUAGGAGGUCUAAAGUGAAGGAAAUAUCCUCCCGUCUGGAGAAUAAGGUGGUGGAAGAAGACAUCACUACAAAAGCACAGGCUCACCGGGAUCCUUCGCAGUCAUUUGUGAAGUUUAUGGCACAGCAGAUCUUUUCAGACAGCCCUCCUGUGGAGGAGAAGGUGUACGUGGAUCCUGUGGCUUCAAAGCAUCAUUCCAAAUCUUUACUGAAGCUGAAAGUUGAGCAGCAGGUCUUCUCAGAUUGGGGAAAUGUUGUCCCCGAGGGAAGCAUUUCUUUCAAGAAGCCACAUAUGAAGCAUCAGCAACAGUCCUGGGCGAAGCCUGAAGAGCCACACGUUUUCUCACAUUCGGCCAGUUUUCCUGCGAUGAAGAACAUGUCUAAAAAGCAGCUUCCCACCAGAAAGAUUUCCAAGGUCACAGGGAAACCUGAGUACAGGCCAGAUAUCUCCAUGUCUGUCAACUUUCCUGAAGAAUGGAGGAGUGUUGAUGAGCAGCUGCUGUCUCCUUACCCUUUCCAAGCCUGGAAAGUCUCUGAAAUCUGGCCACUAAUGGCAUCAACCAGUUCUGGGAGUGUUUCUGGAGAGGAGAGCAAUAGGGAGGAGCUUUUACCUUCCAGCAAUAUUUUCAAGGCUUUUGGAAACACUGAAUAUUGGCAACAGGUUUCCACAGGUUUCAGGAGAGCAACUUUUGAGAAUUCAGGCAACUGGUUCCUGCAAAAAAACGAACCUUUAAUCAAGAAAACGAAGAAACACAGCGCAGGCCCUGAAGACUUCCUUAAGAGCAUCUUGAUUCCCACUAACAAACCUGGGAAGUUCAUUGUUGGUCCUGCCCAGACAAUGCUCAAUACUUUUGAUGUUUACUCCAAGGAGGACGCUCUUCAAGGUGGCAAUGAAAAUCAUGACAACCACUCAUGCUUCCCCACCAAUGAAAUGGAUGAUGUUGAAAACAUCUUUGGAAUUCGACUGAGAAAAACCCAUUCUUCAUCAAAACAUAAGAGUGAGAAACAAGAUCCUGUCAGCCAGCUUCCUUCACAGGCCCUGGGCCCGACUUCAUCUUCUGCAGACAAAGAACCAAAAAUAAGAAGGAAUGUCUCUCCAAAGUGUCUCGACAACUCAGAUUACCUCGAACCAACAUUUAACUCUGCAGAGACACAACAGAGCAAUCCCAAGUCUGAAGGCCUGGUUAAGAAGCAACCAGCGUGCAAGAUCGCAGGAAAGCCUCCUGGUCAGCAGUCAGAUCAGGCCACUCUAGAGCCAGAUUGGAUUACCAUGGCAAAGCAGAAACAGAGGAAUUUUCCAUCCUGCAUUCCCAUGAAAGAGCUAAACAUCAAUAACACAGCUGAAAACAAGGCUGAGACCAAUGAGCCUAAAUCUGAGAGUUUUACUAGGUCUCAGACAAAAAAAGAAAAGAAAAAAGAAUUGACCAAUCUUAUAGGGGUUGGAGUUGCAUUUGAAGAUGAGUACACUUCCACAAAGAAAGAAGCCAAACGAUCUUCAAGCCUUCCAGCCAGGCUCCACUGGCCAGAUGAACCUGUGGAGCCGAAUGAUGGAAACGAGCCUGUGUGGUUUUCCUUGGCCAAGAAGAAAGCCAGAGCAUGGAGCCACAUGGCAGAAAUCAUAACUAAAUAA
Dipodomys ordii (Ord's kangaroo rat) is the source of this 5529-nucleotide messenger RNA. RefSeq names its product KIAA1210 ortholog. Bases 1 to 5529 code for a protein of 1842 amino acids. NCBI's taxonomy places the organism in Eukaryota, Metazoa, Chordata, Mammalia, Rodentia, Heteromyidae. The transcript has 13 exons. The record is from RefSeq and is a predicted model, not a curated record.